CUUCCACCGAUGCCCUUCGAGUGUCGAUGGACCUCUGCGCGCACGUCUAAUUCUUGGUCCCUUUCUCUGUGUCCGCCCAAUCCCAAUCCCCGCCGCAGCAACUAGCACAAGCUUUUUGUCCCAUGUUUGCCCGUUUCGCCCUGCCGUAAUCCAUCCUUCGUCUGGUCACACUAUGCCAACUCCCAGUGACGACGGUCCUCUGCUCUCGCCGCCCGCUGAGCACGACGGCCACUCAGGAGGCCGCACAACCUGUCCGCCAGAAGAGACGCGCCAGUCGCCAUCACGCAGCGAGAGCGAGCGCGAGCCGCUGCUUGAGGGGGCGAGUGCAGACAAUUCCUUCUCACCGCCAGCGCAGCAACCAACACCGCCCGCCGAGGGCGACGCUUCUUCAGACGCGACAACCAUACCAGAUGUGCAUAGCAAGCGACAGGAAACCGAAGAAGACGGGCCAAUAAGAGACAUUCCAAGUCCUCUGAGUGCCGUUGAAGAGACGGCAGAUUGCGACCAACGCAAUGCGCAAAAUGGCACAAUCUCCGCCGCUGCGUCGUCGGCCAGCGCGCCCUGGUAUCAUCCAGGGUUGUUCCCGUCACCAUUUUCAAACGCGCGGUUCCUACCGAACUCCACUUCAUCCUUCCUGAGACCUGGAAGUAAAUUCCACGGCAAUCAGCAAUCCGACCGCCAGGUGUACGACGUCCAAGUGGAGAUCAAACAUGUCGAUAUGAAGGAGUCGUUCCUGUGCGGCUACUUGCGCAUCCAAGGCUUGACGGAGGACCAUCCGAGCCUGACGACCUAUUUCGAAGGCGAAAUAAUCGGCUCGAAAUACACGUUUACCACAAAGCACCCCGAAUGGGGCUCCAACGAGAAGGUGGACAUGCAGCACUGGGCACGAUUCCAGGCGUGGCGGCCUCUUGCCAAACAGGCAAAACGACAGGACUUCACGUACAAGAACUUCGCGCAGCGGGAGCACAUUUUUAUGCGGUGGAAGGAGUAUUUCCUCGUGCCAGACCACCGCGUCCGGACGAUCAAUGGUGCAAGCUUCGAAGGGUUCUACUACAUAUGCUUCAACCAGGUUUCGGGAAGCAUAAGUGGAAUCUAUUUCCAUGCUAAGAGCGAGAAGUUCCAACAACUCGAGCUGAAGCAUGUUCCUGAUUUUGGGUGUCAAGGCGCGAUUGAAUUUCGAUGAUUACGACUGAUGAUUGGACUCGCAUGCAUUACGAAGGUAUGCGAUAUGCGGCUGCAUUUUUAGUCUUGAGCGCUCUACUCCUUUUUUAUAGUGGAGUAAUUUCCACCUUGGUCGAUAUUGGAGUGUCUUGCAGUGCGCAGACACUGGGUGUGCAUUUGUUUUGAUAGCCUGUACACAGACCCUCAGUCUUUAAAUGCUAUGGAUUAAUUAUAGUACACAAACAGUAUGCUAUGUACAUGUUCGGCCAAAGAACGAAUGUAGCAUUCACUGCCUUACGCCUGGGAUC
This is a messenger RNA of Mytilinidion resinicola, 1469 nucleotides long. RefSeq lists its product as uncharacterized. Gene Ontology annotation, biological process: proteasome-mediated ubiquitin-dependent protein catabolic process; protein catabolic process in the vacuole; protein targeting to vacuole. The record is from RefSeq and is a predicted model, not a curated record. Gene Ontology annotation, cellular component: GID complex; extrinsic component of membrane. The coding region runs from base 173 to 1183 and encodes 336 amino acids. The transcript has 4 exons. NCBI's taxonomy places the organism in Eukaryota, Fungi, Ascomycota, Dothideomycetes, Mytilinidiales, Mytilinidiaceae.